AUGCCUGCUGUACCACCGCCAUCACCCCAGGAGAUCCAAAGGAAACUUUCUGUUCAUUCGGUGACGAGGGCCAAGUCAUCCAACCAGUCUGCGGGACCUGUGUCGGGGACAGAGUCAGACGAAGACGCGCUCAACAUGUCCGAUGUGUUGCAACCGAUGGCUCAUAUCGGCAGCGGUCUUCAUACGGGCGCGCCAUCGUCUCUUCCACCUUUAUCUUCCAUUGCGGAGCGACGGUCGGGCAGUGGGGAAGAUUCUGAUGACGAAGAUGUUAUUGAAGGUGGCUGGAAGACCGCCGACAUUAGAACUAAACCGCGCAAUUCUGUGGAUGAAAGCGUCAUCAAAUCGGGCUAUCUAUGGAAGAAAGGCGAAAGGCGAAAGACAUGGAAGAAACGCUGGUUUGUUCUGCGACCAGCACAUUUGGCAUAUUAUAAAAGUUCAGCCGAGUAUCAGCUUCUCCGGCUGUUGGAGCUUUCUGAUGUGCAUUCGUGCACCCAAGUCAACCUGAAGCGCCACGACAAUACCUUUGGCCUUAUUUCCCCUGUCCGAACCUUUUACUUGCGAGCUAGCUCACCUGCAGAAGUGCAACAAUGGGUCUCAGCUAUCGAGGAAGCCCGACUAACCCUGCUGGCUACGUCCACGCAGACGUCCGUUUCGACACCUAUCCCUAUUCCAAAGUCGCAGGAGCAGCCUCAUCCACGAGGAUCUUUUCCUGCGUCUGUGUCUCCCCCAUACCCACCAUAUGCACAUGCUAUCACGUCGUCGGAUUCUGAGGAUGCCACGUCGAAUAUUCAACGUGGCGCGAUUGCAUCAUCUCCGACUCGCACAACAUUUGCAAUGUCCCCCUCGAAAUCGGCUACUGUUUUACAGAAAGAUGCCGCCAAAGUCAUUCUAUCUGGCUAUCUCAUGAAGUGUGGUUCUAAACGACGGAAUUGGCGGAAACGGUGGUUUGUUCUUACGGAAGAGAGACUAAUCUAUUCGGGGAGUCAUAUGGACACUAAACCUCAUCGACUAUUUCCGUUUGGGGAGAUUCUUGAUGCUCUGGAGUACGAUGUUCCAUCACACCGACAAAACCCUGCCAUCAUUGCGCCCGCUAUAUCCUCGCCACCGACUCAGUUGGCACUCCCAGAUAUAGAUGAGGCUCACGGGUCGCACACUUUCAAGAUUGUAACCACCAAGCGAACUUUGUUGCUGUGUGCACCAAGCGAGGAGGAUGAAAUCAAGUGGCUAGGCGCAAUACGUGCACUUAUUGCAAGAAGAUCAGGCUCUGGCGUUGUCCCUGGCUCAACCUCAAAAUCAGUACCGCUGGUUCAUUCAUCUGAUGCUGGUCCACCUCUCGCUUCCGGCGCGAAUGUUGGCAUCAAACCUAAGCAUCGUCGUCUAAGCGCGGGGGGAUCAAUUGGUCUUGGAGGGGUUUCAAUUACUGAAGAAGGCGCCCAAGUAAAGUCAUAA
Molecule: messenger RNA, 1449 nt
Organism: Laccaria bicolor S238N-H82
Lineage: Eukaryota; Fungi; Basidiomycota; Agaricomycetes; Agaricales; Hydnangiaceae
Product: pleckstrin-like protein
Exons: 4
Coding region: 1-1449 (482 amino acids)
Source: RefSeq, a predicted model, not a curated record